ACCUGCUCUUGAACUCCGUUAACGGCAUCUUACAACUUAUUCACCGGCCAAUCUGUUUGAUCCGAACACCGCAUCGAUUGCUCAGAGAGUGCCCUUACGCUUGCACCUGGCCGCCUCCGUUUGCCGACGCGACCCGGUCGUACCUAUAUACGACAUUUAAUAGCUUAGCCUAGCUAUUUACCAGUCGAGCUCCGGAGCGAAUAUGGGCUUGAAUCCAGACGCUUCUCUUUCUCCCUCUUCAUCAACACCAAACCUCGAGAUACCUAAAAGUAUCGGCAUGUCGUCGUCCAUUCGCACCCAUUCCUCUCUGGGCCAGACCAGAGAGACAUCCCCCUCGCCGUCCCCAAGGUCGGGCUCUGUUUCCCUCCAGGCCGCAGCUACUCUCAACGCUGGUCUUCAGCGCAAGGAUUCACUACGAAGCUCUUCCAUCAGCCCUCUCCCUGCAUCCCAGGCCCCCAAGGUUCCCAGCGCCGGUCGUCGCCAAUCACAAGUCCUCAUGAACCUCCAGAUGAACGACCCAUCGAUACCCGCUCCUGGGGAAAUGAUCUCGGACAGCUCCAAGCCUUCAUCCGUCAGUUCCCCCCAGCCUAUCCCCGGCCGCCCGCAACAGCACAGCCGGGCUCCUAGCCUCGGAGAGCUUCACCAGGAGCUAGAGAACGAGCAGGAGUACCAGGUGAACCGCCUGCUCAGCGAAAUUCGAAGGCUACAGUCACAGCUUCAGCGCCAGCAGUCCUCAUCCGGAGCCAUCAGCGAUGACAACUCCGGGCGGGACACACCCAAUCGCAGCUCAACACCACAGAUGGGGGGAAUUUCCGGAACAUCCAUCCCCAAAUCACCGGGCUUCCUUCCCCACCCCCGCGGCUCCUUCGACUUCCCCCGCAGCAGCAACGACCUCAAUAAGGCUCGGUCCAGAACGCCGAGCAGAGGCGCUUCGCCUAGGGUGCGCGCCACGUCCAUUAGUGCAGACAGUAUGGACCAGUGGCCCCUUGGCGGAAAGGAUGAGAGUGCCUUUUAUCAGGCAGAGACGCAGAUGCUUAUCAGGGAAAACCAAAUGUUGAGGCAUCGCAUUCGUGAAUUGGAACGUCAACUAGUCGAGUCAUCAGGGAAAGACGUUGCCAACACUCACGAACCUACUCACGCGUCAGGUCUUCAUCGGUCGACGUCUAUUUCAGACGUAGAACGUCCCAAGAUGACUGCCCCUGCCCAGCAGCACCAGGAGGAAGCCAUUGUUGAGUGAUGGAACACAAGAACUCAGAGUGAGCUCUGGCUUGCUCGAGUGAGAUAUAAAGUUCCACAUUCACGGGUAUGCUUCAAAGGAAGGAACGAUACUUUUAUGAUAACGGCGUUUCCGAGAUUAUGUCGGGCCUCGGGUUUCAAGCUGGCACCACGGACAGUCGUAAGG
This is a messenger RNA of Neurospora hispaniola, 1402 nucleotides long. RefSeq lists its product as uncharacterized. The record is from RefSeq and is a predicted model, not a curated record. NCBI's taxonomy places the organism in Eukaryota, Fungi, Ascomycota, Sordariomycetes, Sordariales, Sordariaceae. The coding region runs from base 203 to 1237 and encodes 344 amino acids. The transcript is spliced from 3 exons.